AUGCAACCCAACUUCCAGACGAUUAAAGGCAGAUGGAGACAGGGAGGGAAAAAAAAGAGUAAAGGGGGGAAUUGCAGUGGGGCUGUCGGAAGAAACGCUAAACCCUUCUCCAAAUCGAUUCGUACAAAUCCGAUGAAAGGUGGGGCUAGAAGGAAGACGAUAAGCUCCGAGCUUCCAUCACCACAACAGCAUUCGUUUCAAAGCGCGAUCAAUGAUCAAGGGAACGAUCAGGUAGAGUACGACGAGCGGAUGCGCGAACAAGAGCAUCAGCAGCUGCUGAAUGACGGUGAAGAUGGUGGAAAUCAGUACGAUGAAGAGGAGGGCGAAGAUUGCGAGGAGGAUGAUCAAUCGGGUGACGGGGAUAUUCACGGAGGAGCGGAUGAAGGUGAACACAAUGGCGAUGAAGAGCGACCUAAGCUAGCAGAGGGUUUCUACGAGAUUGAAGCCGUUCGGAGGAAAAGGAUACGGAAGGGGGAAACUCAGUAUCUCAUCAAAUGGCGUGGUUGGCCGGAGGCAGCUAAUACUUGGGAACCUGUCGAGAAUCUCGUGUCAUGUUCAGAUUUCAUUGAUGCAUUUGAAGAGAGCACGAGGUCUGGGAAACAAAGAUCAAACCGGAAACGUAGGCGCAAGCAUUCGGUGACUCCUACACCACAAUCGAAGAAGAAGCAAAAGCAACAGUCACAAGAGAGUUCUCCUGCUGCUACAUAUGAUGUGCCAUCUGUGAAAAUCACAAUCAUAGAGGAACCUCUAUCAUUUCCUUCUGUCCAUAAUUCCAACUUUUGUGAUGGGACAGAAAACAAUGUUGGGGGCACGAGCAAUAAUGGAGCAGCAAACCACUCAAAUGAUACCAGAUCUUUAAUGGUUUCUCCACAAAUUGGAGAAAGGAAAGCAAGAAACAAGUUGGAUGCAAAUCUUAAUGAACUUAAAGUUGCAUCUUCUAGCAAUCAAGAAAGCAUGAGCGAAUUUGCCAUCCAUAUUCAAGAAGACCGACCAACCGAAGGUGAUAGUGGGGUAGAAAUUGGACCUGCAAAUGGGAUCUUGAAGGCUGAUGGAGCAGAACCUCUUAGGGCUAGUCCUCGCAUUGGAGCUAGGAGGAGGAAGUGUGGUGCUGUUAAGCGGUUCAAGCAAGAACCAGACUCAGUUCUCAGAAAUGAUGCCAGCGGAAACACAACCCGUGGUAGUGUUGUAGUUGUAGAUGCUGAGAUUAAGAAUAUAAAUGAUUUGGACUGCAUGAACAUCGUGGAUGCUCCGCGAAGCAUCUCUACUAUUUCAAAGAUUAUCAAGCCUGUGAAUUAUUCAACAUCUAUACUUAAUGACACAGAGGAGGUGUCUGUAUCCUUCUUGGUCAGGAGGUCAGAUGGAGAAGAGGUCGUUGUUGAUAACAAAUAUCUCAAGGAAAACAAUCCAAUUCUGUUGAUCAACUUCUAUGAGCAACAUCUUCGGUACAACAGCCCUUCUGAAUGAGCCUCUUGAUCGUGGAUAACUGUGGAUCAGCACAUUCUUCAUCUUUUAUUUUGUAGCCAGGGAGCUUCUAACAUUCAGUAUGUUCGGUAAAUAGUUAACAUAUCCUCUUUUAGUAUUUCUGGAUGAACACAACUACCACUCGCUAUAGGGUACCACGAUAUGUAAGAUCUGCUUAAAACAUUGCACUUUUCGAGCUUGUCCGUGUGUUCAUCAACUUGUUUAGUAUCUGAUUGAACUUCUUGUUGUCGUGUACAUCUAAUGAACUGCAGUUGGUAACGAUCACUUAUUAAUAUUGAGUGAUGCAUCCUACCAUUUGAACC
This is a messenger RNA of Cynara cardunculus var. scolymus (artichoke), 1784 nucleotides long. RefSeq names its product chromo domain protein LHP1-like. NCBI's taxonomy places the organism in Eukaryota, Viridiplantae, Streptophyta, Magnoliopsida, Asterales, Asteraceae. The transcript has 6 exons. Gene Ontology annotation, biological process: heterochromatin formation. The coding region runs from base 1 to 1464 and encodes 487 amino acids. The record is from RefSeq and is a predicted model, not a curated record. Gene Ontology annotation, cellular component: nucleus.